Messenger RNA from Microdochium trichocladiopsis, 2952 nucleotides. RefSeq lists its product as uncharacterized. The coding region runs from base 222 to 2834 and encodes 870 amino acids. The record is from RefSeq and is a predicted model, not a curated record. The transcript has a single exon. Lineage: Eukaryota; Fungi; Ascomycota; Sordariomycetes; Xylariales; Microdochiaceae.
GACUUUGAUAGUUCACUACAGCCGAAACCGGUGAUGCACGACACGCCGCCUGAUUGCGCGCAUCGGAGAGAAACGUCAGCGCGAAGACAUCAGACCACGAGGGACCGAGCCGAUUGUCCGAAUGACGAACGCACUUCCAACCUUGACGAGCAGCCACUAGCCUGCGACCGACCCGAACGAAUGGCACAUACCAGCAGCAUCUACCUGCGGUGACGUUGGGGAUGAGCGCAACGGCCGCCAGGGUCUCGGCCUCAAGCGGUCGUGGCCUUUGGGUGUCCAAUGAGGUCCUCGGCCAGACCUUGUCUCGCCUCACUGGAUCGCGAACCAUACGUUCACCAAGGACACCGGUGUCUCCCAGCAGAGUCCUCUCUCUACGCUUGCGAUCCAAGACAGAGGCACAAAAACGUCGCUAUGCGCGUAUCGUACACGGCAUGGCCCGCCAGCGAAACGAACGGCUACCUCUGGUAACGCUACAGGCACUCCUGCGAAAACAGCUUCGGGAAGGCGAGCAAAACGCCCAGUUGGCCGAAGCCGUUGGCUCUGCAGAUUCUCCAGAGUGGAGGGACCGUAUCCAGAGUCUGAAGGCACGCGGCUACGCAGAGCGUGACAUCAACUUCUGGGUAUGGAUUGUAUCUGGCAAAGACGGCGACAACCGUGUGGAGCGAUUUCUGUGCUCGCACGAAGUGCAGCCGACAUUCUUGCUCUUACUGCUCGUAAGGAGUGACGAGAGAUUUCGGGAUCCUCGAUCGCUGCUUAAGCUGAUGGAGUAUGUCCGCAAAAAGGUGCUGCAGGACCGCACACGACAUACGUCUACGCAACAAUCUCGACCGAAACAUAUCCUCACGGUUCCGCAAUUGCUCGUCUUCAUCAGGCGCCUUGUCGUCCACAUACAGCGGCUUUGGCCAAUGUCCAUUGUGACUGUUGCACGAUUUGUGGCGGACUGUAUCAGAGCGCUACCGCCUGGGGAACGCAAAACAUACGAGGAGCGAUGUAAGAUCUUUAACACAGCACUAUGGGUGUUCAAAAAGCCAGCUUCAACGCAUCCUGUGCGGAAUAUGGAGUUCAACUGGAGGGCCCAAAAGAUUCUUCUGGCAAUGUCAGAUAGCUUCAAACGACCUCUGGCAAUCAACAGAGAAAGCUACCGAGCCAUGCGCCAGGUGAUGGUAGGCCUGAAGCGAUCGUCAGCAGAAAAAGCAGUCGCUACUAGAUAUACCAAGUCUUGGCCUCCAUAUCGGCAAGAUUUUGAUGGUCGCGACGCCAAGAGGACUCCUCAAGACGACCGGUCUCGGAGUUUCAGAGCUGGCUUGCUUAUGCACGAAGCAGGAUACGACAAAGACGACUAUGACCGUGCACUCGACGUACUUGGUGGCAUCGCUGGGGACUCACCUACGAUCCAGACUCGAAGCUUGGCUCCUAAAGAGUGGCAAGGCGCAAGAGAGAGAGAGAACCAGUAUUCAUAUUGGGCCAUGAAAGUCCGCGCGACGCGCAAUGCCCAUGAAGCAUGGUCGGCAUUCAGGUCCUGUCCCGAGGCCAACAUCCAAGUAUACGCGGAGAUGUUCCUGAAGCUGAAGGCGCCCAUCGCUAGAUCGGAGUUUGAGCAUCUUCCGGGCAGUUCGCGCGAGGUAUUGGCUAUGCACGAUGCCAACUACAGCGAGUUUGAGCUGGCUAGGCAGAUGCCUCCGACCGUGCAGCAGCUAUACGACCAGAUGAUUGCCCGAGGUAUUCGGCCUGAGGGUCAUUGUCUCAACAAACUGGUCAGUGAGGCUCGAUCUCUGAAUGAGGCGGAAAGAUAUCUGAAAGACAGCGGUCUGCGGGAAAGCAGUAUCAGCUUGCUCAAGUCCGAAGGAGAGAUCUCCCAUCAGGCACUUCGCAGCAUCCCACUGCAGUUGUUCGCAAGCUAUAUCCAGCUGCUCUGUAACUUACAGCCUCGUCAAGAGAGAGGCAAAACGUUUGAGCGAGAUGAGCUCUUCUUUAUCAACAAUGCCAUCAAGCUGGCUCGCACCAGACUCACAGCAGCAACAACAGAGGGCGUCACUUUCCGGCCGCCGUGGUAUGCCAUUUGCUCGACGCUGGCUGCAGAGAACUUGCGACUGCACCGCAGGACUCCAACGACUAGCUACGAUAACGAGGCGCUCAUGAUGCAAAUGGAAGUGCUUCAGCACGUAACGGAGACGGUUGGCAUUGAUCCACAGCUCUUUAUGCAUUACUGCCAGACUGUGCAGAAGGCGGCAUUGACUUCACUCAGGCGUCUCCAGAGAGCGGCCGAGCUGGAUCCGGAAGCCGCCCAGGCCAUUACUAGAGAGCGCAUUAUUUCACCAGACACUCGUGCAAUUGACGUGGCCAAGGCGAUGUUCCGCGAGCUCAGCAAGCCAAUUGAGUUCGCAGAUGAGCAAAACUCGGCAUACGACAGCCCAAAGUUCCUGCACGUGUUGGGACCGGCGCAUCUCCAUACAUACAUGCGCACUCUCGCAUUUUUGGAGGAUCCGGACGCGAUGGUGGCUCUGCUCGAGUGGAUUUUCGAGAACGAACAAUCUGUCAGCGAAGAGUGCGAAAGAGUAGGGCGCCGAGGGGGGGCUUUGAUUGCACGAACUUUCUGUGCGUUUCAAGCCUUUGCGGAUCCCUUCGUCGCUGCACAGAAACGUGCUAUGCUCGACGAGAAAAUGCAAGCCUCUUCUGCUUGGGCGUGGCCAACACCUGAACAAGUCGAGACUUAUAUCGCGGCUGAUACCCGUCGUGCUUCGCCACGACUGCGGCACUGGGUUAUGAUGAAAUCCCAAGAGUCUCCUGCUGCGUCGCAAGAGCCCAAAGUCGGAGAAUGCCUCGAUGAGCACUGAGGAUUUCACUGAGUAGACGCCUCUGAUUCAUGUAUAAACACAACGACAACCUGUAAAACAGUCUAUAUAGAUGAGAUGACAAGAUACCCGGCUCCCUCGGGAGCCACGCUUUGCAACA